Gracilinanus agilis (Agile Gracile Mouse Opossum) is the source of this 1476-nucleotide messenger RNA. RefSeq names its product iroquois homeobox 1 (gene IRX1). Gene Ontology annotation, cellular component: nucleus. NCBI's taxonomy places the organism in Eukaryota, Metazoa, Chordata, Mammalia, Didelphimorphia, Didelphidae. The record is from RefSeq and is a predicted model, not a curated record. Bases 54 to 1463 code for a protein of 469 amino acids. The transcript is spliced from 4 exons. Gene Ontology annotation, biological process: neuron differentiation; regulation of transcription by RNA polymerase II; cell development. Gene Ontology annotation, molecular function: RNA polymerase II cis-regulatory region sequence-specific DNA binding; DNA-binding transcription factor activity, RNA polymerase II-specific.
UCUGCUGCCUCCUCCGCCGUCGCCGCCGCCGCUGCUGUGUUUGCGCCUUGGAGAUGUCCUUCCCCCAACUGGGCUACCCGCAGUAUCUCAGCGCCAGCCAGGCUGUGUACGGGAGCGACCGGCCUGGGGUCCUGGCCGCAGCCGCAGCCGCUGCAGCAGCCGCAGCCGCCUCGGGCCGGCCUGGGGGCGCGGAACUCGGGAGCGGCUCAGCCGCUGUCACCUCUGUGCUAGGCAUGUAUGCCAGCCCCUACAGCGCGCCCAACUACAGCGCCUUUUUGCCCUACACAGCCGACCUCAGCCUUUUUUCCCAGAUGGGUUCUCAGUACGAACUUAAGGACAACCCAGGGGUCCACCCUGCGACCUUCGCAGCCCACACUGCUCCUGGCUAUUACCCUUAUGGACAGUUCCAAUAUGGGGACCCGGGGAGACCCAAGAACGCAACUCGGGAGAGCACCAGUACCUUGAAGGCCUGGUUGAAUGAGCAUCGAAAGAAUCCCUAUCCCACCAAAGGGGAGAAGAUCAUGUUGGCCAUCAUUACUAAAAUGACCCUCACUCAGGUCUCCACCUGGUUCGCCAACGCCCGUCGGAGGCUAAAGAAGGAGAACAAAGUGACCUGGGGGGCAAGGAGCAAAGACCAGGAGGACGGUAACCUUUUCGGCAGUGACAACGAAGGGGACCCAGAGAAGACAGAAGAUGAUGAGGAGAUCGACCUGGAAAGCAUAGAUAUAGACAAGAUUGACGAAAACGAUGGCGAACAGAGUAAUGAGGAGGAGGAGGAGAAGUCUGAGAAUCUCAGGGCCAAUGAAGAAGAUAUCCUGGACAAGGAGAAGGAAUUGCCCUUGUCAGGAUCUGAAGGACUUAAACCCAAAGACUCUCUGUCUCUGUCGAAAGACUCCUCUGACAGUAGCACACGGAUCUUGAGCCCUAGCGGACAAAGCAAUUUACAGGGGCCACCUCACAACAAACCCAAGAUCUGGUCUCUGGCAGAGACUGCCACCAGCCCCGAUGGCGCCCUGAAGUCCUCUCCGCCUCCUCCUCCCCCUCCUUCUUCCCAGGUCAAUCAUACUUCUCCACAGCUCCAGCACCCCGCUUUCCUGCCCAGCCACGGACUCUACACGUGCCAAAUUGGCAAAUUUCACAACUGGACAAAUGGGGCUUUUCUCACUCAGAGCUCUCUCUUGAAUGUUAGGUCCUUCUUAGGAGUAAAUCACCAUCACGCAGCACACCACAACCACCACCUCCAGGCCCAGCAAACGCCUUCCGUGCUCACAGCCACCCUGGGGCCGCUCAAUAGCGACAAAGCCUCAGAAAGAACCAGUCCCAAACACACAGAAAGAGAAAAUGUACCCAGGACCGACUCUCCUCCUCAGCAGUUAAAAUCGCCCUUUCAACCUGUCCGCGACAACUCUUUGGCUCAGCAAGAGGGAACACCGAGAAUUUUAGCAGCUCUCCCUUCCGCUUGAUUACAUGUUUUGC